Haliotis rubra (blacklip abalone) is the source of this 1735-nucleotide messenger RNA. RefSeq lists its product as uncharacterized. The record is from RefSeq and is a predicted model, not a curated record. NCBI's taxonomy places the organism in Eukaryota, Metazoa, Mollusca, Gastropoda, Lepetellida, Haliotidae. The transcript has 5 exons. The coding region runs from base 161 to 1081 and encodes 306 amino acids.
CAUUCUUUCAAAGACGAGUUGAGGGGACGUUUAGACUGACGUUAGAGAAAGUUCCAUUGGAAGAUUGGAAGUCUGUAUGUGCUGAUGUUUCAGGGACUGUUGAUAACCUAUCUGCUGGAGAUCCUACAGUUACCGACAGUAUCUCACAGGUAUUGUUAACAUGAUGUCUGAAUCGUUUCUCCAGCAGUUGUUCUGCCUAAUGGUUAUGGUAUCAGCUGAAAAUCGCCAAGAGUUGUAUUCUGUUGUACGUGGAUAUCGUUUAACCAAUCCACCUAUGUUGACCGUGCACUACACCCCUGACAAAUGGUCCGCAGCAUGGUGCCUCCAGCAGUGUCUGGCGUCAUCGUGCGCAAGUGCUUCGUUCAGUCAGACUGAGGGUACUUGCGAACUCCACAGCCUGAAGUUAUACGGUGGUAACGCAACAUUUGAGGAAAGCGACGAUUGGGUUUACAUGGAGCCCAGCUCAGAUGUGUUGACCUGGGACGGCUGGACAGUGGUGUUUCGGGGCCAGAAAGACACAGGGACGUCCAUCUACUCAGCAUGGUUGAACGACAACCUCUAUCACGACCACCCUCUUCUACCACCUCGACUGAGACCUGGCUGUUUCUCACCUGACACAUCUCGUCCAUGUGAGGAUCAUUUCAGAAGCAAGAUUAUGUCUACAUGGGAAACAGCUGGUAUACAGCUGGUGAAAGUGUUACUGAUGAAGAACAGUCAAGUUCGGAAUGAAAUUAUCUUCGAUGGAACCGGCACAACCAAGAUGUCCUGGUUUACACCAACCAGGGUGAUCAAUUCAACAUGGACGGAUCUCACGACGUCAACCUUCAAUGUUUUCAGAAUCAGUGGAGAGCCCAACACACGCCGCUUCCAGGUGAGCCACUCAUACGCUUGGUGUCAUGGCGAUGUUUUAUGGAUGGUUGUCGUAGACGGAAAUGACCACAGUAACAUAUGUUUCUGGGAUAACCCGUCAGUCUUCCCCAAGCUGCUCUACACCAUCAUCAAUCAGAAGGCGCCCAUAGGGACGUUGACAGAGUUCGAGUACGGAGACAUCAUGGCGAUUCUUGUUAAACAGGGAAACUAAGGUCACGAAACGUCUUUCCCAACAGUUGCUUGGUUCUAGAUCUCUGGCCUCUACCUGGAUGAAGAAUGACAAGUCAACUGCUGAUUUACCACAAUGCCUUUACGCCUGGAUGCAGAAUUUCCUUUCCGACGCAAAUUUUAUAAGUUCUGAAAAGUGAACUUUGUGCGAAAAUUACGUGCACGCUGCCCUGGAUCUCCCCAAGACUGCAAAAUUAGUUUAAAUUACACAGAAAUGUAUAAUAUGAAAUUUCUUAACGGAUGGUAUUAAUUCAAGUGCAACUAAUUGGGCAGUUUUAAAAAAAGGCACCGUUAAGUGUUGUGCGAAGUUUUGUUAACCGUUAAAAACUAGUUGUAAAUUUCUCCGUUUUUUAUCAUAUACAGUCAACUCCCGUUAAUCCGACACUUGUGGUUGCAGAUUAACAUUUCGGAUUAACGAGAAUGUCGGAUUAAUGUAUUUGUGUGAAUAUAUCAAUGUUUUCAAUGACAUGAACGUCAUACUGUUGCAAAGUAAUAUAGUCAGCUUUACGUAUAAUUGUACAUGGCAAAAUGUAGAUAAUGAAGUUAGUUUUCUGAAAAUAUGCCUGAAAGAUAUCGUAACGUAAAAUGUAUAUAACAAACUGUAAGCGACAGGAUCGGAUUAUUGUGUUUACUCACA